AUGCCGUCCACUACUAGCACUUCUCAGCUGGGCAGACUCCUCCUGCUUCCACUAGCAGUCUCCAUCGCACACGCUGCACCAGUCUCCAUCACAGUCAAUGCUCGAAAUCAAACGGGCCCAUUUACCCCCAUCGCGCGCUUCUUCGGGGCCGACGAGCCCAAUUACGCCUACUACCCGGAAGGUCAGGCAUUGCUGUCGGAAUUGGGUGGUCAGCUGGGGCCAGCUCAGACGUAUUUUCGAGCGCACAACCUCCUCACGACGGGGAACGGCAUUCCGGCGCUGAAAUGGGGCAGCACCAACGCCUACACGGAGGAUGCGGACGGAAAUCCGAUCUACAACUGGACCAUCAUCGACCGGAUCUUCGAGUCGUAUCUCGAGCGCAACGUGAAGCCGUACGCGCAGAUCGGGUUCAUGCCCGAGGCGCUGUCGUCGCAUCCGCAUCCGUACUUCUUCAACUUCACGCCCUCGUCGCCCUACGAUGUGAUCUACACUGGAUGGUCGUAUCCGCCGACCAACUACUCCAAGUGGGGGGAGCUCGUCUACGAGUGGGUGAAGCACUGCGUCGAGAAAUACGGCGCCAGCGAGGUCGAGUCCUGGUACUGGGAGGUCUGGAACGAACCCAACAUCCAGUACUGGAACGGGACGGUCGAGCAGUUCUACGAGCUCCACGACUAUGCCAUCGAUGCCGUCCGAAGAGCCUUGCCGACUGCUCGCGUCGGCGGAUUCGAGAUUGCCGGAGGUACCGGAGGGGACUAUCUGGCGAAUUUCAUCGAGCACGUCCUGCGUGGCAGGAACUAUGCGACGGGGGAAAUUGGGUCGCCAUUGGAUUUCCUCUCCUUCCACGCCAAGGGAAGCCCGACGUAUGUGAAUAACACCAACGGAGGGUACAUCCAGAUGGGGAUUGCGGCGCAAUUGCAGAAUAUCGACGACGCAUUCAGCGUCAUUGCCUCCUAUCCGGAGAUCCGUCACAAGCCCAUCAUCAUCAGCGAAUGUGACCCGGAUGGCUGUGCGGCCUGCAUCACCCCGCAGUACGACUAUCGGAAUGGCCUGCUCUACCCGUCGUACACGGCUGCUUCGUUUGCGAGGGCGCUCGACCUGUCCGUCAAACACGGCGUGAACCUGCAGGGUGCGUUGACCUGGGCUUUUGAGUAUGACGACUACCCGUACUUUGACGGGUUCCGGGUUUUGACCACGAACGGCAUCGACAAGCCGGUGAUCAACUUCCAUCGGAUGCUGGGGAAGAUGUCUGGUCAGCGAGUGGAUGCCACCAGCUCCGGCCAAGUACCGCUCGACACGGCCGUAGCGUCAGGCAUUAGAGACGCACCGGACGUGGGUGUGCUGGCAAGCCUUGAUGACGGACGUCUCAGCGUCUUCGUCUGGCACUACCACGACGACGACCUGCCCAAGCCUGACGCCAACAUCACCGUAUCCAUCGAGGGCCUGCCCUGGACUGGAAGCGGGAAGCUGGCCCAUUACCGUGUGGACAACGAGCACAGCAACUCGUACACGAUGUGGCUGAAGCAGGGGAGCCCGCAGAGCCCGACAGCGGAGGAGUAUGCAGCCCUGAAAGCGGCCGGACAGUUGGCGACCUUGGGCGAUCCUGAAACUAUUCACGUUGGGGAUGGUGGCUGGGGGGAGGUUUCUUUCACCUUGCCCAUUCAUAGUCUCUCGUUGCUGGUGUUUGAGAAAAACCUGUAG
This is a messenger RNA of Rasamsonia emersonii CBS 393.64, 1698 nucleotides long. Its product is annotated as beta-xylosidase. The transcript has a single exon. The record is from RefSeq and is a predicted model, not a curated record. Gene Ontology annotation, molecular function: hydrolase activity, hydrolyzing O-glycosyl compounds. NCBI's taxonomy places the organism in Eukaryota, Fungi, Ascomycota, Eurotiomycetes, Eurotiales, Trichocomaceae. The coding region runs from base 1 to 1698 and encodes 565 amino acids. Gene Ontology annotation, biological process: carbohydrate metabolic process.